AUGGGAAGUGAAGGUUCUCUCAGCCCUCAAGAGGUCCCUGUUAAUUCCACAGUCCAGCAGCAACAUCCACCACCACCUCUUGCAGAUGCUCCUCUGGCUUCUUCACAUGGUGAAGCAUCCGCUGAGGGUAAACCAGGUGCUGUUGGUGUUGAUGGUCUUCCUGGUAGUCCUGGAGUUGAGCGGAGUGAUAUGUCUGAGAGUAGCAGACUGGGGAAAAGUGAUCCGUCCAUAAACGUGCCUGAUAGUGGGCCAACACUCAUGGAACAAGGUCGAAAAAGUACUGAUAAAGAACAAAUGGAGGAAUCAACCCGUGGUGAUGAUCACGUAACUUCUGGUACGAUAGAUAAUCAGGCGGAAGCAUCACAGAUAUCUGGAGAGCAACCAAAAGAAACAACACCUAAAACAGAUGGGCACCAGUCACCCAAUUCUCUCAGUCAACAGAAUACGGGUGGUUCUGGUAGUUCAGAUAACCAGAAUACCGUAGUUCAGGAUCCGGUGUCUGAUACACCUCAGAGUUCUCACGCAGAGAAGGAUGAACACAGUAAAGCUGAGAAUAAUGUUGGACAGCCUCAAAACGGUACUGGCGAAGAUUUUUCUUCUCCUUUGAAAGACGUCACCCCUUUAGGAAGUGGAUCAACAAAUAAACCAGAUGAUAUGGGUAAUACAGACACAACCAACACCACCACCACAACAACAACACUUCCUCCUGAACUCACAAACAACAAGAAGGGUGAUGCAGACAGCAGCAGCAGUAUGAGCAAUUCUGUGUGGGUGCGUGUGCCACUACUGAUUGUGGUUACACUGGCCUGUAUUCUUGUGUGCUGA
Trypanosoma theileri is the source of this 825-nucleotide messenger RNA. RefSeq lists its product as uncharacterized. The coding region runs from base 1 to 825 and encodes 274 amino acids. The transcript has a single exon. NCBI's taxonomy places the organism in Eukaryota, Euglenozoa, Kinetoplastea, Trypanosomatida, Trypanosomatidae. The record is from RefSeq and is a predicted model, not a curated record.